AUGGUGGCCGAGUUCAAAGUCGUCGAAGAUGUUGGAACUGGAAAGGGAAUGCUUUCGUGUGUUAAAUUGGUCUACGAGGAACAGUAUGGAGGGAAUGUUAUUUUGAAGAUCCCGGGAUCCGACAGUACUCGAGAACGGUUUCUCAUUGACGAUAUCAUGUUCAGCAGACUUCACAAUACCGAAGUUGAUUCGUACACAUUUCUUCAACAACACCCGGACAAGAACAUCUCUUACCCCAAAAUCUUUGAACUGGAGAAGAUGGAUACAACUGUCGAACCAAUAAAACGAGGACACAUCAUCAUGGAAUACAUGAGUGGAAUCACUCAUCUCUACUGCUACGACAAUUUGAAACCGAAUGAGCUCGAGGAAGCAGUCAAGAAUUUAGCACGUUUUCAUUCAAUCGGUCAAGAGUUGACAAAAGUAGAAGCUGACCUUGUGCCGAGAGAUUUUUUAAAAGUUUGGUUCACAAAAUUAUUCAUUCAAUCGAACAAAGACUUGUUCAUUGGAACCUGGAAAGGUGAAAUGACAGAUUGGUUAUCAUCGGAGGUUGCCGAACAGGCAAUUGGAGAGUUGGAUGGAUUGCUCACCCCAGAGAUAUUCACAAAACUAAACGACGAUUGUCAGAUUACAGGUGUUCAAGAAGUCCUUUGUCAUGGUGACUAUUCAUUCCAUAACCUCCUCUAUCAAAAACUUUCCGAUGGAACAUUCAAGUUCAAAGCUAUUGUUGAUUUUCAGAGUGUAAACUGGGGAAAUGCCGCUCAAGAUUUAUCUCGUUUGUUCGUGACAGCAUUGAGUGGAAAAGAUCGACGAGAUUCAGAAGAACGUCUUCUGAAAGUUUAUUACGAUGAAUUGAUCGAAGUUUCGAAUGGAAAGGCGCCGUUCACGUGGAAUCAGUUGAAACAAAGUUACAUAAGAUUCUUCCGAUUGCAUGGAGCCAUUGUAUGUGCUGUCACACCUGGACUUCAAAAAUCUUCAGGAAAAAGCUGA
This is a messenger RNA of Caenorhabditis remanei, 987 nucleotides long. RefSeq lists its product as uncharacterized. Lineage: Eukaryota; Metazoa; Nematoda; Chromadorea; Rhabditida; Rhabditidae. The transcript has 6 exons. The record is from RefSeq and is a predicted model, not a curated record. The coding region runs from base 1 to 987 and encodes 328 amino acids.